AUGGCACUGAAAGCAUUAAAAGAUGUGAAAUAUGUUUCAAUGCUUCGAGAUCAUAAUAUUCCAAAAGAUGUUGAUCAGAUAACUGACGAUCGGCAACAAGCAUUAUGGAUAGUUAUGAAUUCUGCGGGACAAAAUACGUUGUCGGACACAAUGAGAAAGGAUUCUUUUCCUAAGGACGGAAUUAACAUUCGACCAGCUGUUGCUUUUAUUAUUCAGCUGUUGUCCAUUGUCCGAGACAUCCACAGUCGAAAUGUUGUUCAUCGAGACAUAAAGCCAAGCAACAUCAUGAUUAGUUCGGACGAACGUAAGCAACCUACAUUAAUUGAUUUCGGGUUGGCCCAUAUACACACAGACGAUAGUGUCUUGAGAAAGGCCGAGAAUUUAUCGAAAGAAGAAUCUGAGGAAAUUGAUAAGAUUGGGGAUGACAUUGAUUUCGUUGAAAUUUCAAAGAUUCAAACGCAGCUGGGAGAACGCAUGGGAAAUACAUAUUACCAAGUUCCGCAACUGAUAAGUGCGCCGGCAAACGUACAAGAUUUCCAAACUUUGAUACUUUUACGUCGUAGUCCAAACAUCGAUACAACAUCCGUGGCUGCUAUUUUAUUUGGAUUGUUAACAAAUAUGUGUCCACAACAAAGUCGAAAUGACAAUGAUAAAGCACCACAUCAGAUUAGUGACGCACGAGAGAGAAUUAAUAAGAAGGUUCAAGCGACAGACAGAUCUGAUCGAGAUAAGAAACGAAUGAGAAACUAUCUUCUUCAUACGUUCGAUAAAGCUUUUGCUAAUCUGCCAAUGGAACAAUGGACGGACGAACUUUUACAUCUGCGACUGCAGCAAAUUGACGGUUUAAUUAAAUUAGAGAGUCUACCCGACCAUAAUCCACCAAAAAUUAAGCCAACGUCGCUAUUCGACAAGCAAACUAAAGCAGAUGAUCCAUUUUUGAAAACUGCUUUAGCUUUUGCAUAUUGCAAGAGAUUAUUUUCGUCAACAUAUCCAAUAUAUCACAGGAGUCACAACGGUUGCGAGUGGGAUAACCAUGAUAGCCCUAUUAAACGAACAAGUACAGACGAAAUUACAUGCACGAAAUUUGCUGGACCAUAUAAAAUCAUAUUUCUUGCUGAUAUUUUCGGCGAGGAACUGGUUCUAACACUUGUUUGUGAAAACAUGCAUGCAUCUCUGGAACGAUACGAUCGUAAAAUACGAGCUUUCGAUAGUCACGAAUUCUAUGAAUCGUUUGAAACAGAACUGUUGACACUUAUCGAACACAGAAAUAAAACGAUUGAUCAACGAAUGAUGGCUCUGAAUGCAAAAGAACGAGAAAACAAUAAAAAUAAUGUUUAA
Didymodactylos carnosus is the source of this 1338-nucleotide messenger RNA. NCBI's taxonomy places the organism in Eukaryota, Metazoa, Rotifera, Eurotatoria, Philodinida, Philodinidae. The record is from the annotation of a GenBank genome assembly.